Messenger RNA from Fopius arisanus, 537 nucleotides. RefSeq lists its product as uncharacterized. The record is from RefSeq and is a predicted model, not a curated record. The transcript has 2 exons. Lineage: Eukaryota; Metazoa; Arthropoda; Insecta; Hymenoptera; Braconidae. Bases 145 to 537 code for a protein of 130 amino acids.
ACCAGAACAGUUAAAAGUAUGAAAAAACACAUUGCGUAUUUGUCUGUUUCCAUGGUGAUGUGAUAGGAGGGUAUUCCUUCUGGUGAGUUGAAAUAUUCGAACCCGUACACAGGAAUUGUAGUUAGGCCCAUUCGGUGGAUAGAGAUGGAGUACCCUGAACAGCAGCGUAUUGACGAGUGUUGGGACAGGCUUAUAAGUGAUGUCUAUAUACCAUCCCUACUUCCAUUAUUGUUCCGACAUGGUGUAUUUCACCAUUACAAUUGUAAUCUGAAUUACUGGAUGAACGAUUUAUACAGUGAGAAAACGGCUCAAGAGGUAUUUUCAACAAUUAAAAAAUGUGGGCCCCAUGCCUUUGCCGGACUGGUCUUGUGUUUGGCACAUCUGGGCCAUUAUGACAUCAUCCAUUCAAUGGAGCAUGGGUCAUUGCCCUCAACAACUGAACAAAAACGAGGGUUUUGGAAGAAAAUAGCAGGUGCUUUGAGGAAUAGUUUAAGAAAGAGAGACGGUUUUGAGGCGGUUCCAAAUGAAAUAAAUUGA